Molecule: messenger RNA, 1372 nt
Organism: Carassius carassius (crucian carp)
Lineage: Eukaryota; Metazoa; Chordata; Actinopteri; Cypriniformes; Cyprinidae
Gene: ifngr2
Product: interferon gamma receptor 2
Exons: 7
Coding region: 305-1252 (315 amino acids)
Molecular function (GO): protein binding
Source: RefSeq, a predicted model, not a curated record
AUUGCGACUCUCGCGAUAUUUUGCUGCUGCCAACACUUCCUUUACAGACAAAGACGAGGUGGUGGAAGAGGAUCGGCGACUGACUAAUAUAUCUCUUACAAAUGAGAUUUAUGCGUAAAAAGUAGUAAGAACAGUGCUGUGACAUUUAUUUUUGUGUUUUAAUUUUAUGGCUUGAUUCUCUUAUAACGACACAUAACGCAACAUUUACUUUGUCGUUAGAGGAACUGGCGUGUUUCCUCAAGAAAGCCAGCUAACGUUAGAUGGCACAUUUUAAAGUGAAAGAUAUGGAUUAAAAAACGACGAAAUGAUCCGCGAGAUUUGCGUAGGGCUGGUUUUGACACUGUUAAUCAACAUAGAGGAGACACUGUGCUUAAAUCCGCCCCAGGAUGUCAGGAUAGUCCGAUCAAAUCUUCAGUGGAAGAGGCCUGCAGACGAUGAUGACAGUGUCCUGUAUUCACUGCAGUAUAAACCUGGCCACAAAACAGGUGAUGAAUGGUACAGUGUGACGAGCCAUAACGGGACACAGUUAAGAUUUCAAAUCACUCCUGAGUUUUAUGGAGCAGUAUUUCGAGUGCGUGCAGAGAAAGGAAUCAACGUGUCAGAAUGGCAGUAUUCCGAUUCAGUCAAUUGUGCAAAUGCUAACUUCUGUGUUCCUCUGUUGAAACUGUCUGUGAAACCUGAAAUGGUUUUGGUGACUAUGGCGCAUAUGGACGAGAGCUUAGAAAAAGAAGAUGGAGAGCAUGUUGAAUUUAAUUUAUCAUAUUGGAAAGUGAAUAACGGAGGAUACUUAAAGCCAGAGUCUGUUAUUACAAAAAGCAAGAAUGAACCCAUUGUUCAACCGGAAUCAGGGCAAAGGUACUGUUUCCAGGUUCAGUAUUUGCUCUACGAAAAGCCCUAUGGGAACGUUAGCAACCCAAUUUGUGCAAUCAUCCCGGAAACACCUGAAACAAUAAAAAGCCGGCAUUUACUGUAUAGUAUAUUUGCUUCAUUUCUGGUUACGGCCAUUUGUGGAGUCUGCAUUCUUCUGCUUUUUAAACACCACAAAAAGGCCAAACGGUUGUUACAGCCACUUCGCCUGGAAAUUCCUAACCACUAUCAGGAGUUUUUUAGGUCUGGGGAGUUUCCUCUUCAGGCUUGUCCAAGUGGCAGCAGUCAAAGUUUGCGUUCAUAUGACAUGAUCACAGUAAUAGAGUGCAGCAAUUUGAAGCAGAAAGGCCAAGAAGAGGAACAAGAAACAAUCAUUUCAACUUAACGGUCGUGCACAUUCUUAUGCAUAUUCUUAGUUUAUUUUACAUUUUUUGGCAAGUAAUAUACUUUGCACUUUACUAAAAAAAGUCAGAUCUCUCCUGUGUAAAUCUAGAUUUUUGUCGAA